UUGAAGAACGUCUUCUGGUUGUCCUCCUUCAGGCAAAAUCAACUCGAAGCGAUCACCGCCAUGCUCGAUGGCAAUGAUGUCUUCGUCCUAAUGCCCACCGGUGGUGGAAAAAGUCUUUGCUACCAACUUCCCGCAGUCUGUAAGACUGGUAGGACCCAGGGAGUCACAUUCGUCAUAUCUCCACUUGUUGCGCUCAUU
This is a messenger RNA of Suillus clintonianus, 198 nucleotides long. RefSeq lists its product as uncharacterized. Gene Ontology annotation, cellular component: cytoplasm; chromosome; nucleus. The record is from RefSeq and is a predicted model, not a curated record. The transcript has a single exon. The annotation marks the transcript as partial. Lineage: Eukaryota; Fungi; Basidiomycota; Agaricomycetes; Boletales; Suillaceae. Gene Ontology annotation, molecular function: four-way junction helicase activity; nucleic acid binding; ATP binding. Gene Ontology annotation, biological process: double-strand break repair via homologous recombination.